This is a messenger RNA of Chiloscyllium plagiosum (whitespotted bambooshark), 3625 nucleotides long. It is a transcript of the gene sh2d5, whose product is annotated as SH2 domain containing 5. The record is from RefSeq and is a predicted model, not a curated record. Gene Ontology annotation, cellular component: postsynaptic density. Lineage: Eukaryota; Metazoa; Chordata; Chondrichthyes; Orectolobiformes; Hemiscylliidae.
CCCCCGAGCUGUGCACAGAACACUGGCAUAAAAGAGAAGCAUUUCCGGCCCAAUACGCACGCCUCUCUCAGCACUGAUGUCAACACAGAUAGAUAGCGAGAGGAGGACCCAGGUGAGCCUUUGCCCAGUGUUGGCAUCAAGCAUCCUCAACCCCUCCGCCUAAAACUUACUACCACAUUCAAAGCUUGGAGCCCUCCGUGUCAUCAGUUGCUGAUACCGUCUCUGCCGUGAUGGCCAAGAACCGCUCUCCAGACAAGAAAUCCAGGAGCCGGACCAAGUUCGUGGAGUAUGUAGGUUCCUUUACAGUGGAGGAUCAAGAUCUUGAUGAAAAGACAUGGCGGAUCCAUCAACAGCUUCAUAUUCUGAAGAAUCUUCCUCGAAAAAUGGCUGUAAUACUAAAAUUCUCAUCACAAGGAAUAAAGAUGUACAAUGAAAAUAAAGAGACGCUGUUGAUGGCUCAUGCCCUGAGGAGAAUCUUAUACACAACGUGUCAACCGGCGGAUUGUCAGUUUGCAUUUGUCACACGCAACCCGUACAGACCACCAAGUGAGCUCUUCUGCCAUCUGUUUGUCACCACACAGCCGAACGAGGCAACCACUCUGAAUUUGCAGCUGUGCCGGUUGUUCCAGGUUGCUUCCUGUACAAAAUAUCGAAGAGAGCAACAGAGCAAUGUUUCUGCUACCCAGCACCCCAAACAGGAAACUCACCAAGAAUCAUGCUGUCCGAUAUCAACCAUUUCUACAAGACGUGCGAGAGAGCGCUAUGGAGAAAUGGAGGUUUCCUUGAAUGUCAGUGCCUUGGUCUCCUUCAAGAGACCAUCACGGCAAGAGGAAAUCAGAUUGUCAGAAGAAAUAGAUACUGAGGAAACCAUUAAAAGUGAAAACUAUGGAUGCUGUACCAGUAAAACAGUGGCACAUGACUCCACAAGUGGUUCUAAGGUCCAAUCAAAAGACCUGGAGCCAUUUGAAAAAUCUUUAGAAGACUGUCCAUUCUCUUCAUUGACAUUAGUGCGAAAGAAAGCUAUACGUAAUAAAGGGAUCAGGUCAGGAGCUUACAGGAGUUCUACCUUCAAGAGACAAUUCCAACAAGCACUAGCAGAUGGCUAUAGUUGCAGCCUGGGAGAUGAACUCAUGGAAUCCUGGAAAGCACUUGCACCACUGCAACAUGAAGAAGUAUUAAUGGAUACAGUUUGGGCCAGCGCUGGACUACCUAGGGAUUAUGCCACAGCACUCCUAAAACAUGAUGUAAUGGGAGCCUUCUUACUGUGGGUGAAUCCUGGCCCCCUACAGUGUUGGACACUAAUGAUGCGAACCCCAUUUGGUGUGGUCAACUAUCUUAUCUGUAAAAAUGAUGAAGGCAAAUAUUAUUUGCAGCAAUUGAACACACUAAUGUUUCCCAGUAUAAAAGCCUUGAUAGAACAUUACACAGCAAAUGAAGAUGGUCUAUUUUGUUGCCUAAGUGUUUCAAGGGUAAAUCACUGCUACGAAGAGCAUGAUUCUCCUGAACAUUAUCGUUUGCACCCAGUCCAAAGUAGACCAGAGGACAGGCAGACCGCUUCAGAUUAAUGAAGCUGAAUUUCCAAGAAUGGGUAAGGCUGCUUCCUGCAGGUCAUAUCAAGAGGCGAGCUGCAAGUUGUGAUGUGCAGGGUGGUUGAGGAAAAUUUAAUACAAUAAAUUUGAAUCUUCCACAGAUACUGUCUUGUGUUCAGUGGUAUCAGACACUGCUGCAGUGGAGCCAGAGUUUACUGUUAUGGGGAUUGACUCACAAUAGCAUGUUGGAAGUUGUAAUAAUAAUGCUGUCUUGUGAUUCCAACAGCAUACUUAUAUAUACCACGUAUGCGUUCCUUUAGUCCCUUCUAUGGCAGACUAUGCUAGCACUUAAUGAGUUGAAGUUUGAUACAAAUCAUUCAGCUGCUUUACUUCACAGCAAAUGCACAGACACACCAACAGUUAUGAUCAGAUUAGAAAAGCUCAAUUAAUAUCACCCAUCAUAGCAUAAAGAUACAAAAUAGAAACACAGUUCACCAUCAGUAAGAUGUUUUUAAUUAAUGAAAGAAAGGCGAUUUUAUCCUCCAACAUUUUUAACUUUCACAUUCAAGAAAGCACAUCUUUAUGUGCUUAUUUUUCCUGAUUUGGAAGAGCUUAAUGGUCAAAGCUUUAAAACAUAGUCUGUGGUUAUCCUUUGAUUACCCAGAUGGUGUACCAAAUUUCUAGUCUCUGUUUAGCCUCUUAAACAAUUCAUGAAAAUGUGCAUUGUUCUUGUAAACAAUAUGAAAAUAAAUAAAAUCCUUUCUGUGGAAAUAUUGUCAAAAAUACUAAAAUGUAACAGCAAUCCAUGCAAGCCGUGCAAGAAUAAUGGUUAAAUUAAAGCUUGAAGCCAAGUCAGAGAUAUUGUAUAAGCAAAUUAGUUUAUGAAAAUGUUUUGAGGUACUAUCAAUUGCAAGAGCUAAAUUAUCCUAGGUUUUUCUCUUCAGCUGCUAUUCUGCAAAAACACAUUUUAGACUUUUUGUUGACUUCACUGAGAUGCUACUAGGAGAGAGGAGGUGAAACUUAGAACUGCCCACAGCUCAAUCCAAUUUCUUUCUGUGCCUGUGAGAAUGUGCAAAUUCUGAAGUUUCUGAUAUAUAAUCGAAUAUAAUACUUGUUUACUACUUGUAGCAUGAAGCUUUUGCUGGAAUGUUGUUUAAUAAUAUGGUUGCUAAUUAACAGGACUAUUACUUUGGAUUUAUUUUUCAUCUGUUAGAAUUAAGGAAAAGUUGAUAACAACUAGAUUUUGUUUACAUUUAGAACUCUUUUGGUCCUCAAGGUCCUGAAUUGCAUCAUCAAAAAGAAGAAUUUUAAAUGAAAUUUGAAUGAUUGAAAGUAAAAAAAAAUACUGUAAAGCCUGUGCUUAGGCUAUAAAAGAGAUUCAACUUGCUGUGCCUAUAAUUGGUAGAUUUCUCUAGUUUUUGGAGUACAUUCUAGUGGGUCUAGACAUUCACAUGGUAGAAGGACCAAGAUAAAAAUCAUACAGUUACAGACAUGUAAGUGAAUAUGGGGAAUAGGUCACAUUAUCUACCCAAGAGACUAUCAGGAGUACUCCAUUUUUAUUUUGUUCAUUGUAACUGCUCAAAUAUUAAACUAUUAUUAAUUACAUGUGCUUAAAAAAAAGGCCGUACUGCUAUGAAGAAGGAGUCAGCUUGAAACAUUGAGCAAACAGUAAAGAGACUUUAAAUUUAUUACAGUUGAUCAGCUUUAACAAGUCUAGGCACUUAGACCAAGUAUCAGAUUUGGCCUCAAGAAGAUACAAGAGUGGAAAUUUAAAAUGUGCUACCUUGAAAGGAGAGCUACCGUUUUGCAGCUUUUUGCAUAUUAUGGCACCAACCAUUACCUCUUCAGCUUCAGUCUGUGUGAAACAAAUUCUAAUUAAUUACUGUAUUAAAAUGUUAUUUUUGAUUUGAUUGUCAUGAAAUCAUAAAAUAUUGCAGUGAGGAUCUCAAAUGGAUUCAAGCUGACUUAAGUCAUUAGAUAAUCUUAGCAAGUUUGCCUUUGUUUUAUUAAAGUUAUGAUGCUAAUAUAAGGAGAAAGUGAGGACUCGAAAAGUGUGGUGCCAGAAAAGCACAGCAGGUCAAGCAGAAUCUGAGGAG